Molecule: messenger RNA, 1341 nt
Organism: Durusdinium trenchii
Lineage: Eukaryota; Dinophyceae; Suessiales; Symbiodiniaceae
Source: the annotation of a GenBank genome assembly
AUGGACCGCCAGAAAGCUGCGAAAGGGAAGCAUGUUUCCACCCGGAAAAGCUUCGAAAUCCCUUCAAGUCGGACCAGUCCGAGGCUCAGUACGAUCGUGGACGCAUGGCACUACUGGAGAGAGGCCGAGCCCGAGAAGUACGAAGAAGGCAACAUCUACUUCUUCAUUGAUUACAUGAGCUUGCCACAGUUCAAAAGAAGUGCAGAAGAGCAGAAGUCCUUCCAAAGAGCAAUGAAGCACAUGCAUCUCUUCUACGCCGCUUGGAGCGCGAACAGUGGUGCCACGUUUUGCAAGAGCGUGUGGCGCUUGGGGAAGCUCACGCCUCCAAGCGUGAAGAGACGGCAGAUUUGUCAGGGGCGAACCAUUCCGGUCUACAUCGUGGCGGAAGGGAAGGUGGUCGAAGUCCCCCUCAAGCGCUUGAAACGCAGCGUUGACGGCAAGUGCGGCCCGUCUUGCGACGAUCACUGUCGCAAUUUGCACGCCAAUGACAUCGUGUAUCUCGGCCGGGGCUGGUGUAGAGCGGAAUACGAAUGGGCCAAGCCCAACACGGUUGACAUCUCGCGGCAAGGCGUGUGCCUGCGCCGCUGCUGUGCGCAGCAUCACUCGUGGUUUUACCGGUUCUCGCUGCCCUGGACGCCUGAGGCGUUCCAAAGAAAUGUCUCCACCAACACCUUGAAGUUCACACACCGCAGCGACAUUAAGCCCGUGAUUGAGCUGCAACGCAAAGUGUUCGAUCAGAAAGUGGCCACCCUGGAGAAGUUCGAGUGCAAUUGGCUUCCAUGCCAUGAAGUUGAGGACCUUUUGGAACUGCUGCCCCUCCUGGGCGCCGUGCAGGAAUUCUGGCUCACCGAAGCUUACGUUCCACACUCGCAGCAGUUGCCGUUGGCGAAUGCCUUGGCCAGACGCCCGGCUUUACAGAAGGUGCUCAUCAACUCUGUCCGGUUGGAGCCCCCUGUGGUGCAAGUCCUCGCCGAUGUGCCGCAGCUGCGCACCUUGCGGCUCUUCGCCUGCGGCCUGGGCGACGCCGGCGCCGGCGCGGUGGCGGCGGGUUUGACGCAGCACGCGGCGCUGCAGGAGGUGUGGCUGGAAUGCAACGGCAUUGGCGACCUCGGUGCGGAGGCCUUGGCCAAGGCCUUGGAAAGCAACCACGUCUUAGAGCUGCUGGACUUGCAGCUCAACCACAUCCGAUCCUCUGGUGCCAUCGCUUUGGCGGAGGCCUUGCGGCUUCGCAACGAGGCCAUGAGACGCUUGGUGAUGCGAUACAAUCCGAUGGAUGCCCAGGGGGGUCCAAGCUCUGAGGCGAGCUGUUGCAGAGAAAGAGAGCCUGGACGUGGAUCAUGA